GGGGCCCUGAGCAGCCUCGCGGGCGGCGAUGCCUGAGAGGCGGCUCACGGCGGAGCCUCCCGUUAUUACAGAAGACGGAUUCGAAGAUUCUUUGGAAACAGAUAGUUUCCUUGUGGAUUACUUUAAUGAAUUCCUAAGCCUGCCUACCUUUCCAGAGGCGAUUAGAUUUAAUGCAGAUUAUCGUGUUUUUGAAGUAGUUAAUAAUGCUCCACAACUUCUGGAAAAGCAACUGAAAAGAAUUCUAUACACCCACCAACCUCGAAAUCCCAUCUAUGAUGUUGUAAGGAAAGGAAUGUGCGAUGGAAAAUCCUUUCAGAAGAGGGCCCCCAGUGAGGCGGAGACAGUGAAUGUCAACUACAGUAUCAUGUGUCUCAGCCAAGAGGAAGGCGUUGAAUGGGUCAAGAAAAAAAGACUUCCAGCAUUCCUGGAAAGCGACUGCUACUUUGAGUACAGGCUAGCUAGAUUCAUCUCACAAGUAAGAUGGAGUGGAAUGGGCACGAAUGUCACAGUAGCUACUGGUUUUUCUCCCUGGCUACAGAAAAAACCACCCACUCCCCCACCAGCAGUCGUUGAAGAUGAAGAUGUUUUAAUUAUGAAAAAGUUCUAUGUUUCCAUGGGCCAGGCAUCCUAUACCCAAACCAAAGAUUGGUUUACCUUAGCAAAGCAAAGCCAGCAAACUGUGGCUACCUUUUCCCUACCUCCUUAUGUUUGCUACAACAAAAUUGAAGCUCCAACACCAUCCAUCACCUCUGUGUCUGAAAGCGCCAUCUUUGAUAACAGAACCCAUUCCUGGGCCAAGAAAACCAUGUCCAAUGUUGAGAACACUCUUUCUGAUCUCAAAGAGGAUAUUGGGUCUAUGUGUCUACAAGACACCACUUCUCAAACUCUCCUGAGAAUAUACCUUGACUCCCAACGGGAUGUUGAAGAAAACGUGACCCUGCAUUUUGGAAAUUGUGAAGAAUUUUUGAAAUCUUACAUAUUAUAUAUUUUGAAAGAAUCUGUUUACCAGGUCGCAGGGUCACCAUAUCAAGGGCACCCCAAUUAUGUGAAUUUCACCAACGUCUCCAAGGUGGUGGUGGAAGAGUGUUACAAACCUAAACUUCACCAGGAUUUGGAGCCAGGUGAAAUAGCUGAGACCACCAUGCAAAAGUCUGAAGGAAUAGCAGAGAAGGAAAGUUUGAAGAGCGAGAGCUUGCCUUCGGAAAGCAGGUCCGACUGGUGUGUGUCUCAUGGGACAUAUGACAUCGGGAACAGGAAGGAGUUUGAGAGAUUUAAGAAAUUUAUCAAAGGCAUUUUAGGAGAGAAAUACUUAUGGUUGUGGAUGGAUAUCGAAAGAUUAAAGGCUCUGAAGCACUGUGGCUCACAUUCCAGACAUCUUGAGAAGAUGAAGAGACUCUACCUGGUGAGCAACGGAGAGUGCUACCUUUCGAUGGAGAUCUUAACCAAGUUUAAACUGCUGGAGGGGUCUUAGUGGAAUGAAGAGCAUUUAACUAAUAUCCAGGUGGAGGUGGUUAAACCUUUACUUCUGUAUUGGGCUCCUCGAUUCUGUAUCACCCACUCGCGUGCCACCAAGAUCGCCAGUGCCCAGCUCAAAUUCUGGCACAUUCAUCAGCAGAAACCCAGGAAGGACGUGGACCCCUUCCCACAAAUGGCAACGCUGCUGCCCUUACGGCCCAAAUCUUGCUUCCCUCGGAUAGCGGGGAUGCAGAAAGAACAACCCAGUGCAGUACAACCUCCCAAAUCUCCCAGAAAGUCACUUGCACCCAGAAUAGCAACUCGAAAAGCUUGGAAGAGUGAGGCUUCCUACCAGCCCAGGAUGUCUAUGGAUGAUACGAUUGAAAGAGAGUCCAGGUACACAACAGAACAGAGCAGAAUUUUUCAUUUGACAUCUUUCACCGACAUAUCUGAGUGCUUGAAGCCCCAGCUGGAAAGGAGAUUUACUUAUACGGAAGAAAAUGUGGUUAAAACCUUGGUGGAAGAUGCCCUUGGAGGAUUUAACAUGGAGAAUUUGUUGCAGUCUUUGUAUGUAGAAACUCGAGCUAGAUUUUUCUUUACUAAAUUCUGCGAAGAUACUGGGAACAAGUUGUGGAAGAACAGCGUGUAUCUCUGGUUUGAUCUCCAGGCUUAUCAUCAGCUCUUCUACCAAGAGACACUUCAGCCUUUUAAAAUAUGCAAGCAAGCCCAACCGAACUCCCUACUCUACCCCAUCUAA
Sorex fumeus (smoky shrew) is the source of this 2212-nucleotide messenger RNA. Its product is annotated as regulator of G-protein signaling 22-like. The transcript is spliced from 15 exons. Gene Ontology annotation, molecular function: G-protein alpha-subunit binding. Lineage: Eukaryota; Metazoa; Chordata; Mammalia; Eulipotyphla; Soricidae. The record is from RefSeq and is a predicted model, not a curated record. Gene Ontology annotation, biological process: regulation of signal transduction.